Messenger RNA from Stereum hirsutum FP-91666 SS1, 627 nucleotides. RefSeq lists its product as uncharacterized. NCBI's taxonomy places the organism in Eukaryota, Fungi, Basidiomycota, Agaricomycetes, Russulales, Stereaceae. The record is from RefSeq and is a predicted model, not a curated record. The annotation marks the transcript as partial. The transcript has a single exon.
AUGGAGCGACAGCUCGUCUCGGCUUGCCGUGCUACUACGAUAUCGUGUACGUACAAAGCUGACAAAGGUGGAGUGCGCGGCGCUCGUCAGCGUUACUGUCAAGGCAAUGUUGCGAUCAUCCCACAGGACAUAUGUUCGCUUCGUCGAGUUAUCCCACCUUCUCUGGAGGAGGCCCGUGACCUCAUGUGUGUGCUCUUUGUGGGUCGUAACGCUGUACCCACUAUGGAGACCGUGAGGAAAAUGAAUCCUUGCCUAGUCUCGCGGCGACGGGUUGAAAUCAUGAUUCGCUUUUUGGUCGAGAACAACCAGCAUUAUAGACGAUUGGGUGUCAGUUAUAGUGCAACUAAUCUGAUGGCGAUCUGUAGCGGUCCCGGCUUUUGUGACGGCGACGAUAUCGGGGUUCCAGCUACUCUCGACAUACAACAUUUGCCAUUGGGUGAUGGCGCCACCGAAGCCGUGACUUCUCGAUACGAUCGUCCUGGGAGUGCCCCGUUCAUUAUUCCGCCUGACGCAGUAUUUAUAGAGACUACUGGUUUCGCGAAUGCUUCACAGGGUGCCAUCACGGACUCGCAGAUGAAAGCCCGUGCUUUGAAGUGGUGUCUUGAUGGUCAAUCAUUCCUAAACGUC